ACACACGAAUGAUCUACAUGACCUAGAGGCCUCUCUCUUGGCUCCUUUAUAAAAGGGACAUACCUCCCUCUGCAUCCAUGAUCUUUCUGGACCUCGCAGAAUUGCCCCUCCAACAGCAUCAGCACGCUCGUCGCCUGCGAGCGCUACAGUAGUGUGGUACUAUAGGUUCUUCUCUUUCUCUGUGGUCUUGCCGCGCGAUCUUCGAUCGUCUUUGCUAGUUUAUCCAGUAGUUGUACUUUGAAACUAGACAUAGGUGUAGCUAGUAGCUGGCUAGCUAGAGAUCUAGCUAAGCUAGGAGCUGCCUCUGAUCAUGUCUGCCAUCUACAUGAGUCAGCUCUCGGCUGCUCUCCCUCUCAUGGAGGUAGACCACCACCAUCGUCACCACCAGGAUCAUCACCAAGGCCACUUCCAAGCCUUCUCCCUGCAGCCCAAGGAUCCCCCAAUCUUGUUCCCCUUUGUGAUCAGCAGCAGCAGCAGCAGCAGCAGCAGCCUUAGUGACACCACCACUCUAAGUUAUGGUUCAGACCAUCACUUGAUGCAGCAGCAGCAGCAGCAUCGAGCCAUGCUUGAGCCCCAACACAUGAUUGGAGGAUCACCGGCUGGCAUCUUUGCGGCGCCGUUCCCGACCGUCGAGAGCAUCCGCGACGACAUGAUCGAGCGGUCGCCGUUCGAUCCAUACGAUACCGAGAAGCUGCAGGUGAACUGCGGAUCAGCCAAGGUGGUCACCGGCGGUGGCGGGUGGAGCGCGGUGCCGGCGGCCAAGAUGAAGAUCACGAGGAAGAUGGGUGAGCCGUCCGGUGUCACCAACGGGGCAGCGGCGGCGGCGCCAAAGAAGCCGAGGAGGAGGGCGCAGGCUUACGAGGAUCAUCACGGCCAUGGCGGCGGAGCCGGUGGCGGUGCGAUGGGCCAAGCCUUCGGCGUGAUUAGGGUGUGCUCCGACUGCAACACCACCAAGACGCCCCUGUGGAGGAGUGGCCCCUGCGGCCCCAAGUCGCUUUGCAACGCGUGCGGCAUCAGGCAGCGGAAGGCGCGGCGUGCGAUGAUGGCCUCUGGACCACCAGCGUCCCCCAACACCGGCGCCAAGGCGGCGGCCGCGCAGAGUGACGCCACCGUGGCUGCGCAGCCGAAGGUGAAGAAGGAGAAGAGAGCCGACGUUGACCGGUCGCUGCCGUUCAAGAAACGGUGCAAAAUUGUCCAGGUCCAGGACCAAACGCCACCCACCACAAACUCCGCCGCCGCCGGCGGCGGCAUGGAAGAGACGGCGGAGUCCGCCACCGCCGUCGCCCCAGCACCGCCGACGACGAGGGGCGGAACUCUCGUCGACAGCAUCGGCCUCAGCUGGAGCAAACCCCCUACUACCACGGCCGCAUCCUCCUGCAGCUUCCGGCCAUCACCGGUGGCUCCCUCCUUCGCGGCGGCGCCGUCGGUGCAGGACGAGAUCACGGACGCCGCCAUGCUGCUCAUGACGCUGUCCUGCGGGCUUGUCCGGAGCUGAAAGAUCCACCUGAUCCAGCAACCAUAUCCCUACUGGCGCCGUCGCAUGCACCCAUCCAUCCAUGAACCAUGAUCCAUCCAUCCAUCGAUCGAUGCCAAGCUUAGACGGCCAAUGGAUCGAGAGAGGCGCACGCGACGCCGCAGGCUUUUUGCAGCUAGUGCGUUAGACUGUUUUGCUCGCUCGCCCCCCAGUUGGGAUGUCUUGGCGUGUUGCUUCGUGUUUUGUUGCUACUGUUGUAAUAACCCUGGGCCACUGUGCAAGUCUUGCGAUCGAUCUGUUAUUACUUUUUGUGCAAUGUAUCAGAGAGAGUGUGAGUGUGAGUGUGAGUAACCGAGGUAGAAACAGCAAGAGGAGAUUAGAGGAGGAAUAAUUAAUUAAGGGAAAAAAGUGUGAACUGGCUAGCUAGCUAGAAUAUGGAUUUGGAUAUGAUCCACUGUGAGUUCAAUUUGGAGUUAGCCUCUUUGGCUGCUUCACGGCUAAAUUAUGCCACUGGCUGCUAUAUGUAUGUUAGUUCUUCCUUUUGCCUGAUAUAUCCUUUUUAGUUAUAUGGUAAACUUGAAGGUCGAUCUGGAGGUUGUGAUCAUAUCGUGACAUGAGUUGUUACUGUUCACUAGUACGUACUGGUCCAUGAAUUUUCUGGGAUUCUCAGUUGUCAUGUGCUUUAAUUUGUUUACGAAGGUGUGUCCUUUUUACUUA
This is a messenger RNA of Oryza brachyantha (malo sina), 2191 nucleotides long. Its product is annotated as protein CYTOKININ-RESPONSIVE GATA TRANSCRIPTION FACTOR 1-like. The transcript has 3 exons. Gene Ontology annotation, molecular function: sequence-specific DNA binding; zinc ion binding. Bases 311 to 1495 code for a protein of 394 amino acids. Lineage: Eukaryota; Viridiplantae; Streptophyta; Magnoliopsida; Poales; Poaceae. Gene Ontology annotation, biological process: regulation of DNA-templated transcription. The record is from RefSeq and is a predicted model, not a curated record.